AUGAAAUUUAAUAAACUUUUAUCCCCAGCAAUAGUUAUAUCCGAAUACUCUCAAAAAAUCCAAAAAAUCGAUCAAUUUACCAACAUAACAGAUAAUAAUAUCGAAAUCAUUCAAUGCGUGUUCUCUCAAAUUGACAGUAAGAAUUUUUCGACAAAUGGCGGAGCAUUAUUAUGCGAAAAUAAUGAAACAAAUGCAGUUAUUAUCAGAUCUGGCUUCAUUUAUUGCAAAUCUAUUCAAAAAGGCGGGUGCAUUUAUAUGAAUUGUAAAAGUGUUAACAUUUCCAUGACAUGUUUUGAAGAUAGCAGAGCCAUGGGAGGUUGCCAAGCUUUUUACCUUUCAGCGUCUUUAAUAGAUCUUGAUGAUAGUAUAAUAAGUGAAUGUGGAAUGAAGAAAAACGAUCUUGUAUCUACUACAACACAAUUUUACAAAAGCCCUAUAAGAAUUCAAAAUUCAAACGUAUCUUGUAACAGAAGAGUACUAUUUGACUGUGGAUUAACAUUCAUUGAGUGUUUACAUGCAGAAUUAGGAUUUACUUCUAUUGCAAAUAACCUCGGAAAUGGUUUAUUUAAUUUUGAAUUUAUAAAUCCAUCAAAACUCAACGCAUGCAAUGUAAUAAAUAAUUCUGGAUCAGAUGCUUCUCCAAUGAUUAACUUAAACAUUCAAAAUUUUGUUUUUCAAAAGGUUACAUUUGCAAAAAAUUCAAUUCCUCAAUUUUUAGAGAUCAUUAAUGCUAAGAGUAUAUUGUUCUCUAACUGUAGAUUUGAUUUAUCUCUCUUGGAAAUCGGUUCUUACGAAGAAAUACAAAUAACUUUGUGUAAGUUUGAACAAACGAAUCCAAACCUUAACAGAUUGAGAGAUCCACUUCAGUUUAGAUGCUACGCAUUAUCAGCAACUGAUCCUCCGGAAUUAAUUUUGGAAUAUAAUCCUCAUCUCGUCCAGAAGAAAGAAACAUUCUUCGCAGAGCCAACGAAAAUCGAUAUUGACAUGAAUAAAGAGCCAGAAGUCAAUUGGAUGCCGCCAAAAAUGCUUGCAAAGCAAUAUGGUUUAAUUUUGUUCACUUCGAUCAUAACACCUAUAUUUAUUGUUAUCCAUUGCAUUACUAGCAAAGGAUCACGUGAAAUUCGCGCGCUUAAUUAG
This is a messenger RNA of Trichomonas vaginalis G3, 1137 nucleotides long. RefSeq lists its product as uncharacterized. Lineage: Eukaryota; Parabasalia; Trichomonadida; Trichomonadidae. The transcript has a single exon. The record is from RefSeq and is a predicted model, not a curated record. The coding region runs from base 1 to 1137 and encodes 378 amino acids.